This is a messenger RNA of Erythranthe guttata (spotted monkey flower), 1656 nucleotides long. RefSeq lists its product as uncharacterized. Lineage: Eukaryota; Viridiplantae; Streptophyta; Magnoliopsida; Lamiales; Phrymaceae. The record is from RefSeq and is a predicted model, not a curated record. Gene Ontology annotation, molecular function: lipid binding.
UUUUCUCUCUCUCUCUCUCUCUACACUAUCCCCUUUUACAUUUGGCAUUUGGGGUGGUAGUAGAGUGAGUAGCAAGGGUUUAUCGGCGUGCUCCAAGGCUGAAUCUUUAUCCGAUUGUAUCGAGGGUUUAUAAUUAAUUAUGGCUCUGAUUGGCGCUUUGGUUGAGAUUUUAGAAAAACCGAGUGUUGUAGAUGUGAUGAUUGAGCUGAUUGUUUUUAUGGCUCCCAUUUGGAUAUCUGUUUUUAUUGGUGUUUUGGUUGGUUGGGCAUGGAAACCUAAUUGGGCUAGUUCUUCAAAUAAAUCUGUGUCUCUCUUUCCCCAUUUUGCUUCUUCUGUCUCAAAUUUGAGCUCCUUCAAAGUUCAAUUCCCCGCCUGCAUUCCUUGGGUUUCCGAUUCUCCCUUGCCUCCUGUUUCUUCCGCUCCUCAUUACAGCUUGUCAGAGUUGGAGAAGGAGAAAUCGAGUGUUGUGAAUGACGAAGAUCUAAUACAUUUGCACAAAUUAGUCGAAGAAAAAGACGGUGGCCCUGCUUGGAUUAAGAUGAUGGAUAGGUCUACUCCAAAUAUGAGUUAUCAAGCUUGGAGAAGAGAUCCUGAGACCGGACCUCCACAAUAUCGUAGUAGGACCAUAUAUGAAGAUGCCACACCUGAAACAUUGAGGGACUUCUUUUGGGACGAUGAAUUUCGUGCAGAAUGGGAUGAUAUGCUUAUUAAGGCUAAAACCCUUAAUGAGUGUCGCUCCACUGGUACAAUGCUCGUUCAGUGGGUACGCAAGUUUCCAUUCUUUUGUAGUGACAGAGAAUACAUCAUAGGCCGUCGUAUUUGGGAAUCUGGGAAGACAUAUUACUGUGUAACAAAGGGUGUGCCAUGCUCUUCUGUGCCACGUCUCAACAAACCAAGACGGGUUGAUUUAUACUAUUCGAGUUGGUUCAUUCGUGCAGCGGAAUCAAGGAGAGAUGGAAGUCUAAGUGCAUGUGAGGUGGUGCUGUUCCAUCACGAAGAUAUGGGAAUUCCAUAUGAAAUAGCAAAACUCGGUAUUCGUCAAGGAAUGUGGGGUGCUGUCAAGAAAAUCGAUCCUGGUUUGCGUGCCUAUCAGAGACACAGGGCAUCGCCAAUUGCGUGCCUAUCUCCCAGUGCUCAAAUGGCUCAAAUUAACAGUAAAGUUAAUAUUGAGAUUUUAGAAGAAGCAGAAGAAUCACAAGACAAAAACACAAGCAUCGUUUCACAAGAAGAAGAAACUCGUGAUGAUAAGCCAGCUGGAAAAGGCAUACCGAAGAUAAUGGUUGUCGGUGGAGCUAUUGCUCUUGCUUAUACUCUUGAUCGAGGCCUUUUGACUAAGGCUUUAAUUUUUGGCGUUGCUAGACGAUUUGCAAAAACGGGUCGGAGGUUAUGACCCCCGCUACCGACAAGGCUUUUAUUGCAUCUGGGGGUGAAAAAUCAUGCUAAGGGCUCGGGUCCCGAUUUGUAAUUAUCUUCCGUAAUUCGGUCGAAGAUCUCAAGUUCGAUUAAGGAAACCACAGGCCGGAAAAUCCGUUUUUUUUCUUUUCUCUCUGUUCGAUCAUCAUUCGUUGUGAUUGUCAUUUGCAGUUUCAUUUACUUGUAUUGAAUAUGAUAUAUAGACCAAAUGGAGAUAACUUGGUUCAGUUGCUUUCUUGAUAA